AUCUAUCUGCUUCUUCUCCUUUCUUCAAACUGCCCAAUAUUUGUUUGUUCUUCACACUUGUUUACUUUUAUCUUCAUCUUCAUCUUCUUCUAGGGAAGUGUUUUUCUUUUCUCUCUGUUUUAUGCUCUUGGCAAUUCGAAUUUUUGUUGUUUCUAAGUUUCUCUCUUGAUUCAACAACUUUGAUGUUGUGUUUGGUGAGGAUAAGGAUUAAAGUUUAGAUCUUUAAAGGGGAAAAUAGAUUCUGGGGGUUGUAAAAGUGAUUUCAGUUAUGUAUUGGGGUGUUAGAUCGUGUGAUUUCUUGGAAUUUUAGAGCUUAAUAUGGACUGUAUUCGAAGGUGACUAUUGAUAUUUCUGGGUUUCGGAACUGAAGAAAAAUUGAUUGGAUAAAACUGGGCUUUCUAUUAUUUAGGGGAAACUGUGAAGAAGGUGACUGUUUUUAGUAUUUUGGCUCAAGGAAUAGUGAUUGAUUCAGAAGAAAUGGCUUUAUUGGAUCGAAGUGAGUCGGACACGAUACUUCCUAGUAGGAAUAGGAUGUCAGUUGAUGUGGGAGCUCCUUCUCCAAGGAGCAUCCAGCUGGAAGAGCAAGUUGGUGCUGCAGAUGAAUAUGCUCCUAAGAUAAGAAAACCAUACACCAUUUCAAAGCAAAGAGAGAGGUGGUCAGAGGAAGAGCAUAAAAAGUUCCUUGAAGCCUUAAAGCUUCAUGGUAGGGCAUGGCGACGUAUAGAAGAGCAUGUGGGAACCAAAACUGCAGUUCAGAUCAGAAGCCAUGCCCAGAAGUUCUUUUCAAAGGUUGUUCGUGAAUCGAGUAAUGGUGAUGCAAGCUGUGUGAAAUCCAUUGAGAUCCCUCCACCUCGGCCUAAAAGAAAGCCAGUGCACCCUUAUCCACGUAAAAUGGCAACUCCACUUAAAAGUGGAGCCGUGGAUUCAGAGAAAUUGAAGAGGUCUGCUUCACCUGAUCUCUGUCUCUCCGAGCCAGAGAAUCAGUCACCUACCUCUGUGUUGUCUGCCCUUGGUUCAGAUGCAUUUGGCACGGUAGACUCCGCUAAGCCAAGUGAGCAGUCAUCAGCAGUCGCUGAAAAUUCUGGUGAUCUUGUACUUUCUGAACCAUCCGAUUUCAUUCUAGAGGGGAGAAGAUCGUCACCUGCCCGAGCUUAUGCUAGUUCAAAUCCGGCCAAGCAGGCUUGUGUGAAACUAGAGUUGUUUCUUGAAGACAAUGAUUUUGAGAAAGAAGGCUCGGAUGAGGCAUCAUCCACACAGUGUCUGAAGUUGUUUGGUAAAACCGUAUUAGUCACUAACACUCAUAUGCCCUCUUCAACUUCUGGCCAAAUAUCACUGACAGAUGAGAAUGAUGAGCCAGCAUCAUGGACAUUGCCUCGAAGCUCCUUUCCUUCAAAAUAUUUGCCCUGGGAUUCAGAAUGUCCCCGAAGUACCUUUACUAUUGGACCACCUAAUCCAUCAUAUUACUUUCCCACACCAAAUGGAAGUUCAGGGCCUAACCAAAGUGUCUCUUCCCCCCUUUUGCCUUGGGGAUCAUCAUAUGCAUCUGCUGCAGUUCCUUGCACUCAGGUGCAUAACCCAAUUCCAAUGAAGGGACGUCCACUCUUUAAUGACAAAGAUUUGGAAGGUAAGGAAACUCAAAAGGAAGGGUCUUCCACAGGCUCCAACGCAGAAUCAGUAGAUGCAGAGUUGAGUGGAGACAAGGAUUUGGAAAUUGAAGCUCAGAGUAGUCGAAAUCUGGUAGAAGAGUCUGUUAGAGCCAGUGUACCCUCUUUGUUCGAGCGAAGAGCAAAAUCCACGAAGCAUGUGAAGGGUUUUGUUCCAUAUAAGAGAUGUUUAGCUGAAAGAGGCAUCAGUUCCUCAACAUUAACAGGAGAAGAAAGAGAGGAGCAACGAACCCGGUUAUGUUUGUAGUUACUUUCUCGUGCUUGCGUGCUUUGUUUGUAAAGGUUUAGCACAUCCCUUUUUGGUUCUAAUUAUAAUGUCAGUUUGCCGGAUAACUGGAUGAAGAGAAGCAACACCAUGGCAGCAAAGGCGGCUCAUCCCUCUAGCUUUUGCUGAAUGGCAAAAAGCAGUCUUCCUAAUUUUUCCGAAUCAAUUGUUUAAAUGUAUGUUGAUAAAUGAAGUCUUGCAAUUUUAUUUCAUCACUUGCACUUUUGGCAGAUGAGCUAACAAUCUUUGUAACUCUACUAUUUCCAAGUUAUGAAUGCUCGACGCAAAGAUUUUGCCUUGCUCACUUUAAUCA
Molecule: messenger RNA, 2242 nt
Organism: Solanum dulcamara
Lineage: Eukaryota; Viridiplantae; Streptophyta; Magnoliopsida; Solanales; Solanaceae
Product: protein REVEILLE 1-like
Exons: 6
Coding region: 478-1911 (477 amino acids)
Molecular function (GO): DNA binding
Source: RefSeq, a predicted model, not a curated record